Messenger RNA from Westerdykella ornata, 969 nucleotides. RefSeq names its product lactoylglutathione lyase. Gene Ontology annotation, molecular function: metal ion binding; lactoylglutathione lyase activity. Lineage: Eukaryota; Fungi; Ascomycota; Dothideomycetes; Pleosporales; Sporormiaceae. The transcript has 4 exons. The record is from RefSeq and is a predicted model, not a curated record. Bases 1 to 969 code for a protein of 322 amino acids.
AUGGCUUCAACGGACCCCACCAAAUACAAACUUAACCACUCUAUGAUCCGUGUCAAGGAUCCCAAACGCUCCGUUCAAUUCUACGAAUUCCUCGGCCUAAAGCUGAUCAACAAGCUCGAGAAUCCCGAUGCGAAAUUCGACCUCUACUUCCUCGCAUACGAUAGCCCCAGGGCAGUCUCGCACGGCAACCACUGGACAGAUCGGGAAGGUAUCGUGGAACUCACACACAACUACGGGACCGAGAACGACCCGGAUUAUAAGAUCGCGAACGGCAACCAGGAACCCGCUCGCGGCUUCGGCCAUUUGGCCAUAUCGGUCGAUAAUAUCCAAGCGGCGUGCCGACGGCUAGAAGAUGCGGGAUAUAAGUUUCAGAAGAGGUUGACGGAUGGGAAGAUGCGGAGCAUUGCGUUCGUUCUGGAUCCUGAUGGUUACUGGGUGGAGAUUAUUCCUCAGAAGCCACUGGAGGAGACUGAAAAUAUCAAGGAGACGGACCCUGCUACGUAUAGAUUGAACCACACCAUGAUCCGCGUCAAGGACGCCCAAGCUUCUCUGAAGUUCUACCAAGAGACCAUGGGCAUGAAGCUACUGCGGACUUCGGAAAUGAAGGAAGGGGGUUUCAAUCUCUACUUCCUGGGCUAUGGUCCUGAUGCGCCGGCAACCUCAGCAAAGGGUGUCAGCCCGAUUGCUGAUCGCGAAGGUCUGCUGGAACUAACGUGGAACUACGGAACUGAAAAGGAUCCGAACUUCAAGUACCACGACGGUAACGCUCAACCCCAGGGCUUCGGUCAUAUCUGUCUGUCCGUCGACGACCUUGAUGCUGCAUGUGCCCGCUUCGAAGAGCAGAAGGUCAAUUGGAAGAAGAGGCUGACUGACGGGCGGAUGAAGAACAUUGCUUUUGUUCUUGAUCCCGAUGGUUAUUGGAUCGAGAUUCUACAGAAUGAGAACCUGAAGACACGUGCCAACUGGUGA